AAGAACUAAACUCGUUGACCUGGAGUUGAAUCUUUGGUGUGGUGUAGUUACUGUGACGAUUUACGUCAAGUCUGAUUUCUGUUACAUAUUUUCAAUUACAGUUUCGUUAAAAUGAAUCGAGACACCGAAGAUGUUCAUAUGGCAGAUGAUGAGGAAUGUGUAGAUCGUAAAUUUCAUACUAACAGCCAGAAACCUGUGUUGUUUACAUUAAAGAAUUGGAACGCUGUAGCAAUGUGGAGUUGGGAUGUGGAAUGCGAUACCUGUGCCAUUUGUCGAGUACAGGUUAUGAAUGCUUGUUUGAGGUGCCAGGCCGAAAAUAAGCAAGAUGACUGCGUUGUUGUGUGGGGUGAAUGUAACCACUCCUUUCAUAAUUGCUGUAUGUCUCUCUGGGUGAAAAAAAGUAAUACAUGUCCCAUGUGCCAACGAGACUGGCUUGUUCAAAGAAUAGGGAAAUAAUUUCAAGUGUACUUCAUGGCAAAUUUGUAUUUAUUGUACACUAUGUAAAUAGGCGACAUUUUUACUGCUUUUAGUUAAGAUUUAUUUGAUUGUAAAAAAAAAAAAAAAAAAAAAAAAAAUGUGCUAUGAAUAAAUUUGU
Molecule: messenger RNA, 595 nt
Organism: Stegodyphus dumicola
Lineage: Eukaryota; Metazoa; Arthropoda; Arachnida; Araneae; Eresidae
Product: RING-box protein 2-like
Molecular function (GO): zinc ion binding
Source: RefSeq, a predicted model, not a curated record